GAGAGGACGAAUUGGGCGUGAAUCGCUUGUCUCUCGCGCAAAGCAAGGUCAGGGGGCGCCUGUGACCCGAGCUGCUGUUCACCUUGGCCAUCUCCUCUUGAAAAGCUCCGCAAGGGUUUCUCCUGGAGUUAGGCUCCUUAGAGGCGGUCAGCUCUCUUUAGGACCUCAGGGAAACCCAAGAGUUUCUGGCUUUAGGACCCAGGAACGCUGAGGCAGCCUGGAUUUAGAUGCCACCACCUACUUAUAGAGGCAUCCCGAGCCUUGGUCUGCAUCUCCAUUGGAAAGUGCGCUCGCCACAUCUCUUCGGCCUCCCGAGAGUGUUCUAGUCUCUCACGGGCUGGUCAGGGAGAAACCUUAGCUGGGGAGUGACCGUGGAGAGAGCCCGAGAAGCAGCACUAUUGGACAGAAACGCCGAAAGCCGAAGCACCCCUGGCUCUGGGAUCGCACUCGCGGGUGGAGACGCAGCAUCUUAGUGGCUGCGGAAACGCCUGCCCCGCCGCGUUCCUGCCGGGCGCCGCCGGCCGGAGGACCCUCAGCUUGUGCCGACCCAGCCGCGGGGACCGGAAUCCCAGAGCCGCCAGGAGCUCUAGGCGGGUGUUGGCAAACUUUUCUCGAGCCCACGUGCUAACCAAGCGGCUCGCUUCCCGAGCUCGGGAUGGAACGCCGCGCCUAGGCACCCCUUGCCUCCCGAGACGUAUGUGCGCACGGUUCAUGGUAGAAGAGAUGCUGAACGCGCCGAAUUGACCAGUGCAGCCCCGGGGCUAGUGGCAACCCUUCCUCUGUGUCGUCCCCAGCAGCGCAGCCGGUGCCGUCUCUUUGGAUGAACCUUUCAGUUCCCCUACUUUGAGAGGCGUCUCUCCUCCGCCCGACCGUCCAGAUGCAGUUUCGCCUCUUCUCUUUUGCCCUCAUCAUUCUGAACUGUAUGGAUUACAGCCACUGCCAAGGCAAUCGAUGGAGACGCAGUAAGCGAGGUGGGUCCCUCUCAGCUGAAGCUAGUUAUGUAUCAAAUCCCAUUUGCAAGGGGUGUUUGUCUUGUUCAAAGGACAAUGGGUGCAGCCGAUGUCAACAGAAGUUAUUCUUCUUCCUUCGAAGAGAAGGGAUGCGCCAAUAUGGAGAGUGCCUGCAUUCCUGCCCAUCAGGGUACUACGGACACCGAGCCCCAGAUAUGAACAGAUGUGCAAGAUGCAGAAUAGAAAACUGUGACUCUUGCUUUAGCAAAGACUUUUGUACCAAGUGCAAAGUAGGCUUUUACUUACAUCGAGGACGUUGCUUUGAUGAAUGUCCAGACGGUUUUGCAUCAUUAGAUGAGACCAUGGAAUGCGUGGGAUGUGAAGUUGGUCACUGGAGCGAAUGGGGAACUUGUAGCAGAAAUAAUCGCACGUGUGGAUUUAAAUGGGGUCUGGAAACCAGAACACGGCAAAUUGUUAAAAAGCCAGCAAAAGACACAAUACCAUGUCCAACCAUUGCUGAAUCCAGGAGGUGUAAGAUGGCCAUGAGGCACUGUCCAGGAGGGAAGAGAACACCCAAGGCAAAGGAGAAGAGGAACAAGAAGAAGAAGAGGAAGCUGAUAGAAAGAGCUCAAGAGCAACACAGUGUCUUCCUAGCUACAGACAGAGCAAACCAAUAAAAGAUGUGUAUGGUGUCUGGGGGCGGGGUGUUGUUUUUGCAAAGGUGCACAAAGCUACUCUCCACUCCUGCACACUGGUGUACAGUGUUCUUAGUAACAUUGUGAAAGGAGGAGCCCCAAGCAUGGUCUCUGGGUUAUUUAUGCUUUGAUUUGAAUCUGGAGCCUGCAAAGGCAGGAGCUCAUUGACCUUAACCAGUGGAAGCUGUUAUAAGUGCAUGACCUGUGAUUGACUGGGCGCAUGCGGGCACUGCGGACAUGCGGGAGGUGAGGCUGUUGACCACCACUGGAGAAGGCGCUUGUGCCUAUUUAUGUGAAAGAAGAUGCUCAGCAGGCGAAGUGCUAUUCACUUGUGACCUUUAUUUCUCACAUUGUGCAUUUUCAAGGAUAAAUGUCCGUGGAUAUUUGCUUAGCAUUACCACAUGGUGUUCUCAAGCAUCUGUGACCUGCAAACUGUCCUGUGAUGAGGCUGCUUCUUAGCUGGGGAUAUGCAACAGAAAUUCCUGUUCAGUUUCAGUGCCGUGCUAACGUGUACAUAUUCUGCUGGGGCUACAUACAAAGUCCUAUUUACUGUAUAUUUAUGCUUUCUUGUGUGUAAUAAGUCAUACCUGAUUAAUAUGAUGUCACUUUGUUUCUAGUGGUUUCUAACCAUUGUCUGGUAAAAUGACUUAGUUUUGCAAAUUGACAAAUGUUUUGUUGCUUCUUGGAACUUGUUUUUGUGUGUUUGGGCUUAUUUCUCAUUGUAAAGAUAGGAUAAGCUAAUUUGUACAUAGUCAAAUGACUGGUGUCAAAGUUUCAGUAUCAGCAGACCUUCCCCAGUCCGUGUGUCCCACAAAAAAAGCAGCAUGUGACAUCUGGCCAUCAGAAGCCAGAACUCUGAGUCUAUUAUGUGAUGGCUUUAUGAAGCACUAUAUGCAAUUGUAGUACUCACAGUGUAGUUUAUUUCUGACUUAAAAAAAAAGUUAACCCAAUCCCUGACUUUGAAUGGCACCUACCAAUAUUCUUGGCCCUCUCUAAAUUUGUAUCAUGAAACCAGGAACAGAAUUGAGGAGAAAAAUGGUUGAAUUGCUACAACUGCUGGUCAGAUGUAAACAGGUUUCCAGUAAGCCAGAAUCCAUUUCAAAUCCAAAACAGAGGAACUUGAUAGAAACUUCCCAGUUGACUUACAGAGCAGUUGUUUCAUAAACAUCACUGUCCACUCAGGGCAACAGGUUAUCAGUUAAAAAUUGGCUUCUUUUAAAACAUCAUUACCUUCCUGAGUGAUCCAGGAGAAAAUUAGGACACUAAAUAAAUGGUUGUAGAUUAUUGAGGAAAUAACCAAAGUAAGGUAAAACCCUUUUUUCACCUUGCAUUGGCAAAACUACCUCUUCAUUUUUGUUAACGUUUGAGUCAAAAGCAUCUUACAGAUACGUAUAAAUGUCAUAUGCAUCAUUAUGAAAAUAUUGCUAUGAGAUAAUAAUAAGCCAUAUAUGAAUGUUGUAUACAACUUUAGGGUUUGCAUUUAAUCCUAAAGUGCUCACCUCCUUUCAUGUCUAUUUACACUAUAUUCCUAUUUACUAAGUGGGGAGGGGUCUCCUUUAUAUAGUGCUUCAUUGUUAAUAAGUUGAUGCCUGUUCUGUUUCUGUUCUUUUGUGCAUUAAAAACUUUAAAAUUUA
This is a messenger RNA of Ictidomys tridecemlineatus (thirteen-lined ground squirrel), 3279 nucleotides long. The record is from RefSeq and is a predicted model, not a curated record. Lineage: Eukaryota; Metazoa; Chordata; Mammalia; Rodentia; Sciuridae.